AGGCACUUCCGGUUUAAACAUAAAUUGAAAAGCGAAAAUGGUGAUUUUAGAUAAACCACCUGUCGAUGUUGUCUUUGUUGUUGAAGGAACUGCAAAUCUUGGUGCUUACAUAGAUGAAUUAAAAACCCACUAUAUUUUGCCCACAUUAGCGAAAUUCAAUGGUGGACCACCAGACCCCAUUGAUUAUGGGCAUGACUACAGCUGCACAUUAUACAACCUGGUCACCUACUUCUCUGCGGACAUUGCCCCGGACUCAGCCACGCGAUGUUCAGACUUAACCACCAGUACACACGAGUUUUUGACUUGGUUGGAGCAUGUCAAGUUCACAGGGGGCUGCGGGGAAUGUCACAGCCAUAUUUCAGAGGGACUGAGGACAGCCCUGCAUGUGUUUGAUGAUAUCAAAGAAAAAAGAAAUGAUGACAGGCUAGCACCAGAAAGACACUGCAUUUUAGUCUGCAACUCGCCACCAUACCACCUGCCUAGCAUGGAGGGGUGCAGAUAUACUGGUUACUAUAGCGACCAACUUGCAAAAAUGUUUGCCAAGAGAGACAUCAACCUUUCUAUAAUCUCACCACGGAAGAUCCCAGCUUUGUUAAAGUUGUAUGAGGCUUCAACCACCUCAGAAAUCCCACUACAGACCAAAGAUUUCUCAGUGGACAUUCAUCACCUUGUACUCCUGCAUGGAUUCGAGUUAGAGGAAUGGUCCCACACUCCAAUACAGAAUGAUGAUGAGCAAGUGAAGAAUCUGCUUGCUAACAGAUCCCCUGCUCCACCGCCGGUUGGUGAGUUUAAAGUUCCAACAACCGCCCCGUCGGCAAUGCCCCCUCAGCAGCCUGUGUCACAACCAGGAGCAGCCACAACAGGUCAAUUGACCAGUCAGGCGGUUCAGCCACAAAAGCAAGCCCCAGUCUAUCAGCAACCACCUCAACCAAUACAGCAACCAGCCCAGCAACCAAUACAGCAACCAGCACAACACAGGAUGCAGCAGCCACAAUCAAUGGGACAGACCCAACAGACCCGGAUGCAAGGCCCCAUGGUUCGUCCCCCGGGCGGCAUGGUGGCCACCCAGCAGCCCCAGGCCCCCUCCCAGCCCCCACAGCAGAUGACCUUUAGCCCUGCCCAAGUCAGGGCUACUGGACCCAAUCAGGGCAUCAACCCCACUGUGACCAACCAAGGGGCGGUGAGUGCUGGUGAUUAUUGGGACAAAGGUGACUUUAUGGGUAACAGAAUGACAGGAGGCAAUCAAACAAUUUCUGACCCAAUGAUGUCCCUGAACAGCACCAUGAGUCAGGGAAUGCCUGUCCAAUCUAAACCUGGCACAACAGCUGGCUGGCCCAAUCAAAAUUCAGGAAUGGUGAAUGCGCCAGCUUCCGGAAUAAACCAGACAAUAAGUGCAACCAGUGCAAUGAGUGGACCAAAUGUGACAAACAUGGGUGGACAGAAUAUAGGGGUAACCAAUAAUAUGGGAGGGCAACAAAUGGGUGGGGGACAACAAAUGGGUGGGGGACAAUCCAUGGGCGGGAUCAAUAACAUGAAUAUGGGCGGGGCAAACAAUGUCAUGAGUGUUCCCAAUAGCAUGGCUGGACAAAAUAUGGGGGGCAUGAGCAGCAUGGGUGGGGCCGGUGGUAUGUCAGGUCAAGGGAUGAGUGCGGGAAAUGGAAUGGGACAGAACGCUGCAACCAUGAGUGCUAUGGGUAUGGGCGGUGGGGCAGCGCCCAUGGGAGGGAUGAACAUGGCCGGGCCGGGUAUGGUGGGACCAAACAACAUGGCUGGACAGGGAGGGAUGCAGGCAGGGCUGAAUCAGCAGGGUGUGGCACCUGGGAUACCUGGGCCCAACGAUCAGCAAGGGGGAUUUCUGCAGAAUCGUACCAUCAUCUGGAAGGGCAACCUGGAGUGGCAGGAUAAGAAGACGGUGAUACCCGGUCCUGCUGCCAGAAUCACUCGUAGUCUCGGUUGCAUGGUCUCCAUUGCCAACACAGACCCAGAUCUGAACACCUCCCGCUGGCCGUCUGUGCUCAUAAUGCAGCUGAUGCCACAGGCCUUGCUGAACUCGCCGCAGUUACAUCCCCUGUUCAAGAACAGCAGACAGGUGGCCUUCCACUUUCAACAGAACACGAACCUCGACGACACGCGUAACUUGUACAAGGUCAUGGGCAGUGGCUUUGCUGGCUGUGUCCACUUUCCCCCCAGCACGGCCUGUGACAUCCGUGUGCUGCUCCUCCUGUUCUCUAACAAGCGCAAGUCCUUUGUGGGCCUCAUCCCUAACGACCAGUCAGGCGUGGUGAAUGGCAUACGACAGGUCAUCACCCAGCAGAAACAGCGGAUGCAGCAGCCCGGUGCUAUGCCCCAGCCCACCUUACAGGCAGGCAUGGCAGGAACUAUGCAGCCCAACAUGCCCGGGGGAAUGAUGCCAGGGGCGCAACAGAUGGCAGGAGGACCCAACAUGGCCAUGCAGGCAGGUCGGGGAGGAAUGGAUGAUGGAAUGGCUUAUUCUGAGGGAAUGAAAGCUCAGCAAAGGAUGCUCGAUGAGAUGUAUUAUGGUCCCCAGCAAACGCUAUACUCGGUUACAGCUCAACAGCAGCAGCUGCAGCAGCGCCAACAGUUACAACAGAUGCAACAGCAACAACAGCAGCAGCAGCUUAGACACCUUUUACAGCGACAGCACCAGCAGCAGAUGAUGAUGCAGGGUCAAGGUGGUGGAGCCAUGAUGGGAGGGGCCAGCCAGGGCGGCAUGGGCGGAGCACAGAUGUCACAACAACAACAACAAGCACAACAGAAUGUUUACCUGGAUGACUUUGAUCUGCCACUGUGAACCCUGUUUGAGGAUCCAAUGUAUUUCUGGGACUAAUUGGUCAGAGAAUAAUCAUCAGACUUGGCUUUCUGGGACAAGCCUAUCUGGGACAGAUUUGCUGGACACUAAACUUUGCUAGAGAUUUAUCACCUGAAAUCUUUUAUCUGAUACCAAUUGGUCUGACACUGUGAGCUUUGGUAGAAAUGUAUCAGCUUUAAUUGUUUAUCAGUCACACAAAUGUUCUGAAACUGUGAACUUCGGUAGAGAAUCAUCAGCUGACAUUGUUAACUCUUUCAGUGCUGGAACCGAAUUUUGAAGGCCUUUGCAAACAGUUUGGAUCCAGAUGAGACACCACAGAAUGUGGCGUCUCAUCAGGAUCCAAACUGUUUGCUAUUUUGAUAGUAUUCUUUGAAAAAAAUUGAAUAAAAUGCUAAUUUUAGAAAUUCAGCAGAUGACAUUUUAGCAGACGACAAAUUUCCCAGCAUGCAAAGGGUUAAUCUGGGCUAAAAUUGGUGUAGGUUAAUCUGCCUGUUUUAAAAAUAGCUGAUAAAUUGACUGGGCACUGUUAACUUGUAUAGAGACAAUGCCGAGUUGGAGUCAUGUGAGAUACUGUUGUAAAACUUGGUCACAUUGAACUAACAAUUUGAACGCCCAGAGGAACUUGGUUCAGAGUUUACACUUCUGGAAGAUGUACCGUUAACUGAUAUAUACUGGGUUAUAAACAAUCAAUUAAAAAGUAGUAUUGAAUUAAACGCUUUUGCUCAUUCAAGUUAACUGUUAGUGUUUGAGAAUGUAUGCUUUUUUCUAACCUAUAUUUUUGGAAUAUAUUUGUUUCUAUGAUAUUUUAAAGAUGAACUGAGAUGGUUAAAGUAUUGUUUCACUGUUUUGUAAAGAUGAACAUUAUACUAUUACAAGCUUUUACAAAAGUAGGAUGCAGUGGAAACCACUUUACUUUUGAUUUCAUUUUGAGGUAAAUUUUUAUAGUGCAAUAUGUUUGAUUUUUCUCUGUAUUUUGUAAUUGAUUCACUUGUUGGUAAACGCAAGGAAAUCACAUUGUUAUAGACUGACCCCACUUUUUAAAAUAAAAUAAAAAAUAAUAUUAAUCUUACAAAAUGUAAAUGCUCUGUUUCCAAAUAAAAUAAUUUUAAAAAUGAUUUCUCCUUUUUUAGUAGGUAUGCCUUUUUUAUUUAAAAGUUGGGAUGACAUUACAUUAACUAAACCAUAUUUAAAGUAAAUAUUAUGCUUUGAACAAAUGAUUACCCGGUAUCCCAAAAUAUGAAACGUGGCAUUGAAUCUCAUUUAAGUCAGUUUAAAUAAGGUUACACAUGAGCUUUUAAUGUAUAAUGCUUACAUUUGAUUUAUAAAUUUUUUAUUGAUUUUUAUGCCCCCGGAUCGAAAGAUCGGGGGUAUAUUGUUUUAGGCCUGUCUGUCUGUCUGUCUGUCAGUCUGUCAAUCAGUCAGUCAUUGUAUGUGUGUGUCACAUAAACUUUAACCUUGGUUAAACUUUUAUAACUUUUGCAAUAUUGAAGAUAGCAACUUCAUAUUUGGCAUGCAUGUGUAUCUCAUGGAGCUGCACAUUUUGAGUGGUGAAAAGUCAAGGUCAAAGGUCAAAUAUCAUUGUAUUUUUCGUUCCUAAAACUUUAACCAUCAUUAAAGUUUGGUCAUAACUUUUUGAAUAUUGAAGAUAGCAACUUGAUAUUUGGCAUGCAUGUGUAUCUCAUGGAGCUGCACAUUUUGAGUGGCUAAAGGUCAAGGUCAUCAUUCAAGGUCAAAGGUCAAAUUUAUGGCUUCAAAGUGGCGACAUAGGGGGCAUUGUGUUUCUGUCAAACACAUCUUUUGUUUGAUAUGUAUUUUUUGUAAUCAUCAAAUUAUUUCCAGACUCAUUUCUAGUCGGAUUUUGAAUAAAUAAAUGAGUUUAAGUCUGACAUUAAAUGAUGUUUGUAGUCAUGAGCCUGGUCGGUUUGUAUUUGAUUUCAAGUUGAUAAGCAUGAACUUUUUUAUGUCCCAUCGUCAUUGAUUUAUAAAGUAUUAAUAUAUAUGAAUGUAUACAUUUUGAAUCAAAUAUAUUUAUAUAUAUUUAUAAUUCAUUGCCCCAUCAUUUCUUUUUGGGCUAUUAUUUACAUAGCAUUAAAUAAGUGCGCAUAUUUUGUUUUUGUCAUUUGCAAAAUAAUGUUAACUAUCUAAUCAUCGACCAUAUGCAGGUCUCGUAGAGCAAAAGCAUUUGUUUUCAUACUUUAAUUAUUAAUGUGAAUGAUUGUUUCUGUGAAUAUGUAUAAAAACACAAACACUUA
Molecule: messenger RNA, 5082 nt
Organism: Dreissena polymorpha
Lineage: Eukaryota; Metazoa; Mollusca; Bivalvia; Myida; Dreissenidae
Product: mediator of RNA polymerase II transcription subunit 25-like
Exons: 22
Coding region: 38-2812 (924 amino acids)
Biological process (GO): positive regulation of transcription by RNA polymerase II
Cellular component (GO): transcription regulator complex; mediator complex
Source: RefSeq, a predicted model, not a curated record